AGCUACCUGAUUCAACAGUUGAUGAAUCCCAAAGCAGGAAACGCUUCAUAAGUUCAAGUUCUGAUGAGGAUGAUGACUGUGAUUUAGCUAAAAGAAAAUGUGAGGAAGACCGGGUGGUUUCCGAAUCAGCUAACAGGCUUUUGGAAACACUUUCAUCAGAACCAGCAAUACCAUCCUCUGAGCAGGGGGUUACAGAAAAUUCAUCAGGGGCAGCUAAAGAAGAAGAAGUGAAGUCACCAUCUAUCGCUGCUAUUUGGAAGCUAUGCUGCGUAGCAUCAAGCCAGCUACAAGAGACCCCUGAAAUGAGUGCUAUUCAACGCCCAGGCCAUGUGAUUAUGUCAAGCAUUCUUGGAUUGGAUGUCAAGACUGAAACAGGGAAUGUAGAGCAGAAGACGGUCAUGUUGGAGACCGCCAAAGCAACCGUUUACGGGAUAUUAGAUCACUGUUUAAACGAAAUAUUAUUUGAGGCGUGUCCGGGUUGUCAGAUUUUUGCAGGGAAUCAGAUGAGUCAUGAAUGUGUGUUAUGGAACAACAAAUUCCUAAGCAAAAAAUUGAAGGAUAUUUGUGGAAAUUUAUGCUUCAUAAAUACCCUUCAUAUUUUACUUUUGAUAGGUUACUGUCAAAACUCUCUGUAUAUGACCUCUGAAAUAUUGGACUACAUUAUGAAUUUGGUAACAUAUAUUGGCCAAACUGAUAAGGCUAUUAAAGUUCUAAAUGCUGGAUUGAAGAGUUGCAACCAGGAGAUUCUGCAGCAAGUCAAAACUGUGCUAAAAAACCGUCCAUACAAACAUUAUGUCAAAUUUUGGCCUAUUAUAACUAAUUUUAAGAAAGAGUAAAACUUGCAGCUAUUGAUGACUGUUUUUAAAAAUUCAAAAAAGUGUGUUACAUUGAAAUAAAAUAUAUGGUACUUUCAAUAAUGGGAUAAAAUAAAAUGGAUUUAAAAACAA
This is a messenger RNA of Anolis carolinensis (green anole), 947 nucleotides long. RefSeq lists its product as uncharacterized. Gene Ontology annotation, biological process: CDP-choline pathway. Lineage: Eukaryota; Metazoa; Chordata; Lepidosauria; Squamata; Anolidae. Gene Ontology annotation, molecular function: choline-phosphate cytidylyltransferase activity; phosphatidylcholine binding. The record is from RefSeq and is a predicted model, not a curated record.